This is a messenger RNA of Trachymyrmex septentrionalis, 1269 nucleotides long. RefSeq lists its product as uncharacterized. Bases 1 to 1269 code for a protein of 422 amino acids. Lineage: Eukaryota; Metazoa; Arthropoda; Insecta; Hymenoptera; Formicidae. Gene Ontology annotation, biological process: sensory perception of taste. The record is from RefSeq and is a predicted model, not a curated record. The transcript has 5 exons. Gene Ontology annotation, cellular component: membrane; neuronal cell body; axon.
AUGAUAAAAAAUUUCAAAGUCAAGUCAAGGGCCAAAACAAAAGAAGAAAAGUGGAAGUUGUUCCAUGCCACCGAUUUUCAAUCUUUGAUGUAUCCCAACUUUUUCAUAAGCAAAAUUCUCGGAACAUUUCCGUACAGAAUUAAGGAUUCGACUUUUAAAACAUCUAAACCGCGUUACAUUCUAUGGACUGUUAUUCUUUGCGUAAUUUGUGCUUAUGAGUUGACAAUGUUAUAUAAACUCAAUUUCUCUGGAAAAAGGAUUGAUGUUACUAGAACUAUAUCGUUCAAUUUUUCCUUUUUACUUGGAUUGUUUGCAACGAUCAUCUCUUAUGCCCUGAUCGGUCCACGAAUGCGUUUACUUCAGACUAUAUCAGAUAUUUCAUCGAGAUUGCCACAGAAGUCAUAUCAAAAAUUAUCUAAAUUAAUACACGCUAAGGACAUUUUCGGUUUUUUCUUUCACUUUUUGCUAGCGUUAAUAUUAUAUUUUUCAUAUACUGAUAAAAAUGUGUUCGGUUUAUUAAAUAUCUUUAGAAUAUUCAUCAGCUUGUUGGGAUUUCAAAUGGAUAUGUUAUACGUAAAUUGCGUUUGCAUCUUAAAGGCCUGUUUUAAGGAAAUCAAUAAUAAUCUGGAGAGUAUGCAGGAGUUUGUGAUGAAUAAUAUUCAUAGAUGGAUCUAUUAUGAGCAGAGACAUCCGUUGCUGAUAAAACUUAAGGCUCUAAAGAAACAUCAUCUGAUGAUAAGUGACACAGUGCAGAUGCUAAACAUGAUUUUCAGUCUGCAUCUUCUCGCUGUCAUAGUUUUAGUCUUUAAGCACACAAUAUUCUAUGUGUAUUUCAAUGUAAUACAAUGGCAAAACGGGAUAUCCUUGAAUCAAGACAGGAUUUAUAAUGCAUACUUCAUAUCAAUCGUAACAUAUUACUUUACAAGAUUUGUAAUGAUAGUGUGGGCUUGCGAAACUGGUAAAAAUGAAGCGAGAAAAAUUGGUCCUAUUAUUCACGAUGUACAUAACAACAUCAGCGAUGUGCAAAUAAAAGAUGAGUUAAAUUUGUUCUCCUUGCAAAUAUUGCAUUGCGAUAAUACAUUCUCCGCGAAAGGUCUCACUAUAGAUGCGACGUUGCUCACUGUGAUGGUGAGUAGCGUUUUCACGUAUUUAUUAAUCUUAAUACAAUUUUUGAUCAUAACGCAUUCUUGCGACAGCAAGACAGAUGCAAUUAAUUAUACACAAAUCGAAAAUGAUAAUCAUAAGAUGUCGAUGUUGCUUCAUAGCUAA